Molecule: messenger RNA, 3198 nt
Organism: Balaenoptera musculus (blue whale)
Lineage: Eukaryota; Metazoa; Chordata; Mammalia; Artiodactyla; Balaenopteridae
Product: zinc finger protein 182
Exons: 6
Coding region: 384-2252 (622 amino acids)
Biological process (GO): negative regulation of transcription by RNA polymerase II; central nervous system development
Cellular component (GO): nucleus
Molecular function (GO): DNA-binding transcription repressor activity, RNA polymerase II-specific; RNA polymerase II cis-regulatory region sequence-specific DNA binding; DNA-binding transcription activator activity, RNA polymerase II-specific
Source: RefSeq, a predicted model, not a curated record
UGAGCGUGCGCACACCCGGCCGCUACAGCCCUCUGGGCUGCGGAGCCAGAGUUGGUCCCAAAGCGGAAGUGCUUCUCGGGGCCAGUUUUCGUAACGGUCUCCUCUGCAGCGAGCACAAAAUCUGUGUCGAGAGAGAGGUUGAGGGGGCGAGUGCACAGUGACCUGCGCUAAGGGUUCAUACGCACCCCUCAAGCUCCUCCUUAGGCGCCCCCGCCUCUCCCUCUGUUCCUCUCCCCUUGCCCGAGCCCCGAGGUAGGGGCCUUGUGUGAAUGCUCCAGCUGAAGUGAAUCUGCACCCGAAGGCUUCCUUCUGGCUCCUGGGCAAGACGUCCCCAGUGAGCUCAGGCUUCACACAUCUCUGUCUUUUCCCAAGAAGAGCAGGAAAUGGCCAAACCCCAGGGACUCAUGACAUUUGAGGAUGUGGCUGUGGAUUUCACCCAGGAGGAGUGGCAGUACCUGAACCCUCCACAGAGGAACCUGUACAGAGAUGUGAUGCUGGAAACCUACAGCAACCUGGUCUCUGUGGCAGGGCAGCAGGUUACCAAACCAGAUCUCAUCCUCAAAUUGGAGGUAGAAGAGCCAUGCCUGCCAGAAGGAAAAAUCCCAAUUUGGAGCUUUCCAGAAGAAGCCUGCCAGGUUGAUGAACAGUUUGAGAGACAGCAUCAGGAUGACCAAGAUAAAUAUCUGAUGCAAGUUGGAUUCCCUGACAGGAAAACAAUUACCACCAAGAGUGGCCUUGACUAUAAUGAAUUUGGAAAUAUACUUCAUCUGAGUACAAACCUUGUUGCUUCAAUACAAAGGCCCCAUAAAUAUGAGUCAUUUGGAUAUAAUAUGGUAGAUAAUUUAGACUUAUUUAGUAGAAGCUCUGCAGGAAAGAAACAUGAUAAUGAAUGUGCAAAAUUAUUCUUCCAUACUGAGUAUGAGAAAACAACUCCUGGAGUAAAACCCUAUGGAUAUAAAGAGUGUGGGAAGACCCUCAGGCAAAAGAAAGGUCUUAGUCUACAUCAGAGAAUUAAAAAUGGAGAGAAACCCUUUGAAUGUACUGCAUGUAGGAAAACCUUCAGCAAGAAGUCACACCUCAUUGUACAUUGGAGAACUCAUACAGGAGAGAAACCCUUUGGAUGUACAGAAUGUGGAAAAGCCUUUAGCCAAAAAUCUCAGCUCAUUAUACACCUGAGAACUCAUACAGGAGAGCGACCCUUUGAGUGUCCAGAAUGUGGAAAAGCCUUCAGAGAAAAGUCAACUGUCAUUAUACAUUACAGGACUCAUACGGGAGAGAAACCUUAUGAAUGUAACGAAUGUGGAAAAGCCUUCACUCAGAAGUCAAACCUCAUUGUCCAUCAGAAAACCCACACAGGAGAAAAAACUUACGAAUGCACCAAAUGUGGGGAAUCUUUCAUACAGAAGCUUGAUCUAAUUAUACAUCAUAGUACUCAUACAGGAAAGAAACCCCAUGAAUGUAAUGAGUGUAAGAAAACUUUCAGUGAUAAGUCAACUCUCAUUAUACAUCAAAGAACUCAUACGGGAGAGAAACCUCAUAAAUGUACGGAAUGUGGGAAGUCUUUCAACGAGAAGUCAACCCUCAUUGUGCAUCAGCGAACUCAUACAGGAGAGAAACCCUAUGAAUGUGAUGUGUGUGGGAAAACCUUCACCCAAAAGUCAAACCUUGGUGUACAUCAAAGAACUCAUUCAGGAGAGAAACCCUUUGAAUGUAAUGAAUGUGAGAAAGCAUUCUCUCAGAAAUCCUAUCUCAUGCUACACCAGAGAGGUCAUACAGGAGAGAAGCCCUAUGAAUGCAAUGAAUGUGAAAAAGCAUUUUCCCAGAAAUCAUAUCUCAUUAUACAUCAAAGAACGCAUACAGAAGAAAAACCCUAUAAAUGUAAUGAAUGUGGCAAAGCCUUCAGAGAAAAGUCGAAGCUCAUUAUACAUCAGAGAAUCCAUACAGGAGAGAAGCCCUAUGAAUGUCCUGUAUGUUGGAAGGCUUUCAGCCAGAAGUCACAGCUCAUAAUACAUCAGCGAACACACACAGGAGAGAAACCCUAUGCGUGCACUGAGUGUGGCAAAGCCUUCAGAGAAAAAUCAACAUUCACUGUACAUCAGAGAACUCAUACUGGAGAGAAACCCUAUAAGUGUACAGAAUGUGGGAAAGCCUUUACUCAAAAGUCAAAUCUUAUUGUACAUCAGAGAACACAUACAGGAAAGAAAGCCCAUGGGAAAGGCCAUACCCGGAAGUCUAAGCUCAUUUCACAUUAGAGAGCCAACAGUGCAGUUAUCUUCACUGAAGGAAAGUUUUGUCAGUUUAAACAUUUUAAAAGUAUGUUCUGACUUCUGGUUUAAAUAUGGGGAGUAAAGUCAGCCUUUUUUCCUUUCCACCUCAGUCUUCACCCAAAAGCUACUAGGAGAAAAAGAAGUGGACGUGUAAUCUCUGUAUCUGACAAAAUUAGGAGAUCGCUGAAACCCUGAUGAGAGGGCUGCCAGAGGCAGAGGAAAUCAAGCACCAGUGCAAGGAGAUUUCAAAGGCUAGAGAGGAGUGGUCAAGGCUGCAGAUGUGAGAUAGCACUGGUAAGGACUCUUAGCCGAGUUUUAGGCGGAGUGCAAGACCAAAUAGAUACAUAACAAUGGUAACAGAGAGCAUGGGCAGGUGGGACGUUUCCUAGACCCAUUUGGAGUCUCAGGAGAGACAGGCAGGGGCCUCAACAAGGAAUUGCUCAGACAAGCCAUAUUUGCAGAAAGUAGUCUAUACUCAUGAGCGGAGCAGUUGGCAGGGGCUGGGGAAAGAGAAGGGAGUGUUCUUGUAAAGAACCCAACAGCUGCCCCUAUUUACUGACUCUGGAAAGUCAAAUCUGAAAAACCUACCAAAUGCAAAAGUAAUUCCAGUUAGAAAAACUCUGAUCUGCCUAGAAUGUGGCCCCAUUUCUUCCCUUACAUGAACUUCCAGCAAACAACAAGUCCAGGAAAAACUCUUACUCAAUGAGGAGUGAUUCCAAGGCAAUCAAAACCAUAAAUGUACAUGGCUUUUGAGCCAGCAAUUCCACUUCUAGGAAUGUAUAUACUCAUGCAUGUACAAAAUGAUGAACACACAGAGGUAUUCAGUGAUGCACUGUUUGUGAAAACAAAAGGUUGGAAGCUUUCCACAUGGCUCCUGAAAUCCUGGAAUGUUCGCACAGCAACCUUUUAGGUAGACAAAAAAAAAAAAAAA